This is a messenger RNA of Schistocerca serialis cubense, 1329 nucleotides long. RefSeq names its product putative mediator of RNA polymerase II transcription subunit 26. The record is from RefSeq and is a predicted model, not a curated record. Bases 1 to 1329 code for a protein of 442 amino acids. Lineage: Eukaryota; Metazoa; Arthropoda; Insecta; Orthoptera; Acrididae. The transcript has a single exon.
AUGGAUCUUCGUCCAGCAACAAGCGCUGCAUCCCAGGUGGCAGGGAUAGCGGGAAGACCGUUAAUGCCUGCACAGAUGCCGGUACCUUCUGAAUGGCAAAGUCAGAAACAGGUACCUCACACAGCAGCUUCUUCCUCUGCGUGUGAACAAGCGAAGCUGGUUUCUGGUCCUUACAUGGGCCUAAAUGUGCCUGUCCAGCAGCAACCAGAACGAGAGGAGCAGCAGCAGCAACCAGAACGAGAGGAGCAGCAGCAGCAACCAGAACGAGAGGAGCAGCAGCAGCAACCACAACGAGAAGAGCAGCAGCAGCAACCACAACGAGAAGAGCAGCAGCAGCAACCAGAACGAGAGGAGGAGCAGCAGCACUACCACCACCUAAUCAGUCACAUUCCUCGACAGCAGCUGAUAGCUGGUAUGAUACUUUACCAACAGCUGCAGCAGAGGGCUGCAAUGGUGAGACAACCUCAACUACAGCAACCACGGUUUGGUACCAUGGUGAGACAUCCACAACCUCAACCACGUCAACAACAGAUGCGUGGCGCAGUGAGACAACCACGACGACGUCAACAGCGGGUGGUUGCUGUGGUGAGCCAACCAGGACGGCAGCAACAGCAGAUGGCUGCCAUGGUGAGCCAACCACGACAGCGACAGCGACAACGGACAGCUGCUACAGUGACCCGGCCACAAUCACAGCAACAGUUGGUGGCUGCUAUGGUGAACAGACCACAACCACAGGGGACAGUUGCAAUUGUGAGACAACCACAAAUACAACAACGGCAGGUAGCUGCUGUGGCGAGGCAACCACAACCACAGCAACAGCGGGUGACUGUUAUGGUAAACCGACCACAAUCACAGCCACAGAGGACAGCUACAAUGGUGAGCCGACCACAAAUACAACAACAGCAAGUAACUGCUGUGGUGAGACCACCCCAACCACAGCAACAGCGGAUGGCUGUUAUGGUGAACCGACCACAACCACAGCCAAAAGGGACAGCUGGAAUGGUGAGCCAACCACAAAUACAACAGCAGCAGGUAGCUGCUGUGGUGAACCAGCCACAGCCACAACCACAGCAACAGCGAAUGGCUGAUAUGGUGAACCGACCAAAACCACAGCCACAGGGGACAUCUGCAAUGGUGAGCCAACCACAACAGCACCAGGUACCUGCGGUGGUGAGCCAGCCACAACCACAGCAACAGGGGACAGCUGCAAUGGUGAGCCAAUCACUUACGCAACCACAACAGCAGAUAACUGCUGUCGUCGUGAGCCAACCACAACCACAGCAACAGCAGAUAGAUGCCAUGGCGAUGCAACCACAACAGCAGGAAUGA